This is a messenger RNA of Cyphomyrmex costatus, 590 nucleotides long. Its product is annotated as acyl-coenzyme A thioesterase 13. Gene Ontology annotation, molecular function: fatty acyl-CoA hydrolase activity. NCBI's taxonomy places the organism in Eukaryota, Metazoa, Arthropoda, Insecta, Hymenoptera, Formicidae. The transcript has 4 exons. The record is from RefSeq and is a predicted model, not a curated record.
UCGCUAUCGCUAUUCCCACGCAUUGUGUUUAGGGCUUAAAUGAAAAAGGCCGGGAUGACCACUCUCAGUGUGACUGUGAGAUAUAAAAGUCAAAGACUAUGUCGUGCAAAAUGGAACUUAUAAAAACCGUUUUAGAGAAAGUGGCAAAUGGCAAGGGCUUUGGUCGAUGCAUGAAAAAUGUAAAAAUGUAAGAUGGGAAGUGCAAAGCACAAUUUACAGUGGCUGAGGAACAUUUGAAUAUUGGUGGUUUCUUACAUGGUGGUUUUACUACUACUAUUGUAGAUUGUGUAUCUACAUAUGCAUUAAUGACUUACAAAACUGAUCAUCCUCCUGGUGUUUCUGUAGAUCUGCACGUAACGUUUUUGAAGACUGCAUUUCCUGGUGAAAUAGUGGUGAUUGAUGCUAAAACUAUACGUGCCGGGAAGAAUUUGGGUUUCCUGGAGGUAGAGCUCACAAAGAACGAUGGUAAGGAUGUUGUUGCUCGUGGGCAACAUACAAAGUAUCUUGGAUUGUAAUAUCCACAUAGGCAAUGAAACUAAAGAUUAUCAGCUUGAUCAAAAUGUGGAUAAAUAUACAUAAAAUAAAGAGAG